Messenger RNA from Agrilus planipennis (emerald ash borer), 1176 nucleotides. Its product is annotated as poly(ADP-ribose) glycohydrolase ARH3-like. Gene Ontology annotation, cellular component: nucleus; mitochondrion. NCBI's taxonomy places the organism in Eukaryota, Metazoa, Arthropoda, Insecta, Coleoptera, Buprestidae. The transcript is spliced from 2 exons. The record is from RefSeq and is a predicted model, not a curated record. Bases 127 to 1176 code for a protein of 349 amino acids.
UAAUAAUUUAAGAUAAAAGGGUUCAUUAAAUAUAAAUAUAAUAUUGUUAUUACAAAUGGUCAAAAAAGACUUUAAACUGUUCUACAAAAACGACGGAAAAAAGACAAAACCACUCUAGCUGUUCAAAUGACCAGUAUUUCACUAAGAAGUAAAUUCCGAGGUUGUCUCAUGGGCACAUUAUUGGGUGAUUGUUUAGGAUCGGUAUUCGAAAACGAAACAAUGACCCAUGCCCUGAGGUUUGUUGUGAAAACUCUUCUCGAACACUUCGAAGAUCAAGACUUCGAACAUUCCGUGAAUAAAAUCAAAGGCACUGCAUCUUUGAUGAGAAGUCUGGGACACUCGAUGUUAGAAAAUUUACCCACUGAUUACAAGGCAAUUGGAGUAAAACUGGCAAACGAUUUCUUUUUGACAGACAAAAGGGUACAUGGUGAAUCAGUAGCGGAGGUAUUAUAUAGAUUAAAAUUUUUAAAGCCGGAAGACGACGUAUUUCAGGCGGCAAAAGAAAGUCACCAUGGAAUGGGGUCGCUUGGAAGCAGUGCUGCAACAAUGAUUGCACCAUUAAGUCUUUAUUAUUACGAUGAUUACAACACCAUGAUUAAAGAGACAAGAAAUAUUUCAAAAAUAACCCACACGCAUCCAUUGGGAAUCAACGGUGCACUACUUCAAUGUAUCGCCAUUCAUCAGUGUCUUCAUGUCCGCGAAGAUUCUUUAGAAGUUACCGAUUUUAUGAAUCAACUUCUAACGAAAAUUAAAGCCAUAGAGGAGAAUGAAAAGGAUCGUCCCUUUUCUAAUAAACUUUUGCAUGUUUCGGAACGGCUAACCCAGAAAGUUCCCGAAGAUUUAUCAGAUGAGUACUCGUAUAUUGCACAUGAACUAGGCCAUGGUAGUAAAGCUUUGGAAUGCGUGCCCACAGCGAUUUUUUGCUUUUUGCGUUGCAAAGAGACGAUUCCCGAAAUGGAGUCAAAUUGUUGGUUUCGGAAAACGUUGGAGUAUGCCAUAUCAUUGGGAGGGGAUACCAAAAAAUUGGCAUGCUUGGCAGGUGGAUUGGUUGGGGCGCUUACAGGAGAAGAUGAAUGCUGGGAAGCGCUGAAAAGGGCUUCCAAACGUUCCGAAGAAGUGUUAAAACUAGCCGAUGAUUUGUACGAAAUUACAAUAAAAAAAUCGAAAACGAAUUAG